AAUAUACCCUCUGAGCAAGGUAUCCCAGGAGUGUCUAGUUGGGAGACAGAGCUGCAUGGAGCUUGGACUGAUGAAUGCCUUGUGUAUUACAAAGGAACAAACAUGGCAGAGGCAGUGACCCCGAAUCAGACCAUGGUGACUGAGUUCAUCCUGCUGGGACUCUCCUCCAACCCAGAGACGCAGCUGAUCCUCUUCAUGGUCUUCCUACCCAUCUACCUGCUAACCUUGGCUGGGAACAUCCUUAUUAUGGUCACCAUUGUUCAUGACCGGCACCUCCAUACACCCAUGUAUUUCUUCCUCACCAACCUUUCCUUCAUCGACGUCUGCCACGCCUCAGCCACUGUGCCCAAGAUGCUGUCCGACUUCCUCUCGGCGGAGAAGACCAUCUCCUUUGGGGGCUGCAUGGCACAGAUGUUCUUCCUCCACCUUUUCACCUGCACAGAGGUUUUCCUCCUCACUGUCAUGGCCUAUGACCGCUACGUGGCCAUCUGCAACCCCAUGCACUACCUCACCAUCAUGAACCACAAGGUAUGUUUGCUGCUAGCUGGUGCUGUGUGGCUGGGUGGGACCGUGCACUCCCUAGCUCUGACCAGCAUGACCAUCAAGCUGCCGUACUGUGGGCCCCGGGAGAUAGACAACUUCUUCUGUGACGUGCCGCCGAUCAUCAGGCUGGCCUGCACCAACACCUACAUCAUCGAGGUGCUCAUCAUCUCCAACUCGGGGCUCAUCUCCGUGGUCUGCUUCGUGGUGCUGGUGGGCUCCUAUAGCAUCAUUCUGGUCUCCCUGAGGAACCGCUUCUCCGAGGGGUGGCGCAAGGCGCUCUCCACCUGUGCCGCCCACCUGAUGGUGGUGACGCUCUUCCUGGGCCACUGCAUCUUCAUCUACUCCCGCCCUUCCACCAGCUUCUCUGAGGACAAGGUGGUGUCGGUGUUCUUCACAGCCAUCACCCCCUUGCUGAACCCCAUCAUCUACACCCUGAGGAAUGAGGACAUGAAGCGGGCACUCAGCAAGCUAGUGGGGAGAAAGGUGGAGGCAGAGGAGAAAUAG
Messenger RNA from Mauremys mutica (yellowpond turtle), 1047 nucleotides. Its product is annotated as olfactory receptor 4E1-like. Gene Ontology annotation, molecular function: G protein-coupled receptor activity; olfactory receptor activity. The coding region runs from base 103 to 1047 and encodes 314 amino acids. Gene Ontology annotation, biological process: G protein-coupled receptor signaling pathway. Gene Ontology annotation, cellular component: membrane. The record is from RefSeq and is a predicted model, not a curated record. The transcript is spliced from 2 exons. NCBI's taxonomy places the organism in Eukaryota, Metazoa, Chordata, Testudines, Geoemydidae.